Messenger RNA from Trichoderma harzianum CBS 226.95, 417 nucleotides. RefSeq lists its product as hypothetical. The transcript has a single exon. The record is from RefSeq and is a predicted model, not a curated record. Lineage: Eukaryota; Fungi; Ascomycota; Sordariomycetes; Hypocreales; Hypocreaceae. The coding region runs from base 1 to 417 and encodes 138 amino acids.
AUGUCCCGGCUUCUUCACGCCCGACGGGAGCACAAGUCUAACACUUCUCCUCCUAUAAAGCUUCUUUACGAGAAUCUCGACUGGGAGCAGGGCCCAGAGGGAGUGUUUUGCCCGGAAGCACAAAGUCACCGCUGGGACCCUGUCCUACACAGCGACCGCACCUACAACGUGGACACGCUUCCCGCCCUGCUCGGGACGCUUUCCGCGUUGCACGAGUCCAACACGGCAGAGACCGGCGAGCAGCCGCAGUCAACAAAAGACUUUCUGGCGACAAAGCCGCGGCACGCUUCGGAGGAAGCGCUGUUUGGCCUCUUAUCAGAUCAGGGGUGGACGGAGUUACACAGGCAGACAUUGCCACUGCCCGUUCUUGGAGCUGAGACGCAAUGUGUGGAACUGUAUCUCUACGAAAAGGCGUGA